AAGAAGCUGUAAUCUCACCGGACCUUUUUCGCGGUUUAUCGUUUACUCCUCCCACUUGGACUUGGAUGCUUUCUCGCAAACUGCAGUUGAUUGUUCUCUCUCUGUUAUUUCCAUAAGGACCCAUCAUGCCAGCUCCUCUCUUUCCCUUCCUUUACUUUUUCUUUCUCAAUUUGUGCUUAUUCCUUCCUUCCUUCCUUCUCUUCUCAUGCUCUCGGCUUCAGCUUCCUCGCACCCGCUCACAAUUCUCGUCAAUUCAUGACGUCGCUCUCCAAUGCUUGAUCCUUCCUCUCCCACCAUGAACGACCAGCUCUCCAAACCCACCUCAAUCUUCGGUCUCCGCUUGUGGGUUGUUCUCGGGGUAUGUGUCGGGGCCGCCAUCGUGCUGCUUCUCUUCCUCAUUUCCAUCUGGCUCGCUUCCAAGCGCUCCAAGACUAACCCCGCGAGCAGACCGUCUAUCCCGCCAGUCUCCAAAGAGAUCCACGAGAUUAGAAUCGACCAUCACCAUGAUUCCAAGCCGAAAGGGACCCGUAUCCUAGCGGACCCGUCUCCCGAACUAGACCCGCUUUCCGGAAUCGAGCGCCAGGCUCUGCUCCCUCCAUCGGAAGAAGACAACCCGUCAGGGAUCAACAGAAUUCAAUUUGAGAUUGGGAAGAAUCACAGAAUUUCGUACCCUGAACGUGCUAUGGCGCGGUCGUCUUCGGACGGAAGUGGGGAGGCGCGACUUGUCGAUCAGGUGCCCACGGUGAUUCCUGAAGUCUCGCAUCUGGGUUGGGGUCACUGGUAUACUCUGAGGGAGCUUGAGGAUGCGACGAAUGGGUUCGCCGACGAGAACGUCAUUGGGGAAGGUGGCUACGGAAUUGUUUACCAUGGUAUUCUGAAGGACAACACUCAUGUUGCUGUUAAGAAUUUGCUCAAUAAUAGGGGACAAGCUGAGAAGGAGUUCAAGGUCGAAGUGGAAGCCAUAGGACGAGUGCGGCACAAGAAUUUAGUAAGGUUGCUGGGAUAUUGUGCUGAAGGAGCUCAUAGAAUGCUCGUAUAUGAGUACGUUGACAAUGGGAACUUAGAGCAGUGGCUGCACGGGGAUGUUGGACCUUGCAGUCCUCUGAACUGGGAAAUUCGAAUGAACGUUAUUCUGGGAACAGCAAAGGGUUUAGCUUAUCUUCAUGAGGGACUGGAACCAAAAGUUGUUCACCGUGAUAUUAAAUCAAGCAACAUUCUGAUCGACAGGCAAUGGAAUUCGAAGGUCUCAGACUUUGGGCUUGCCAAACUCCUUGGCUCUGAGAGCAGCUACAUUACAACACGUGUCAUGGGCACAUUUGGAUAUGUAGCUCCUGAAUAUGCAAGUACUGGAAUGUUAAAUGAACGAAGUGAUGUGUAUAGUUUUGGAAUUCUUAUAAUGGAAAUAAUUACAGGCAGAAAUCCAGUUGAUUAUAGUCGGCCUCCAGAAGAGGUGAAUUUGGUUGACUGGCUCAAGAAGAUGGUUAGUAACAGGAAUGCAGAGGGAGUGUUGGAUCCCAAGCUCCCUGAGAAACCAAGUUCAAGAGCACUCAAGCGAGCCCUUCUUGUGGCUUUACGUUGCACUGACCCUAAUGCACAAAAGCGGCCUAAAAUGGGGCAUGUCAUACAUAUGCUUGAAGCUGAGGAUUCUCCUCACAAAGAGGAUCGGAGGGCAAAAAGAGAUGCAGGAAAUUCAGCUAAUGAUGAGGAUAGAUUAAAAGAGGAGGCAACUGUGUCUGGUGAUGAUGGUAAAGUUUGAAACUGAGGUGCAGCAAUGCCAGUGAGACAAGACCACACGCCUUCAAGGGGGAAAAGCAACGACUUAUGCAUAGCUGUAACCAUAAUGACUGAGAAGGUUGUGUCCCCCAACGCUCAUUUCUGUACAACGUGUGAUUUACAAAUGCCAAAUGCUAUAAUAAUCCACCGGGCUCCAGCGUAAUUUGGUCUUAAUAUAUAUAUAUAUAUAUAUAUAUUUUUGGCUUCUUACCCCUAGUCCAUACAGUCUCAAUAACUUCAGAAGGAGAUCUGCUUCGUUUUCUUGUCCGUGCCUUUGCCUUUAUGGAGGGAAGCUUGUAGCUUUACGUUGGACCAGGACAUGUAAAUUUAUGUCAUAUCAUAGCUUUUAACAUCCAUUGUAAGGCGGUUGUUAUAGUC
This is a messenger RNA of Prosopis cineraria, 2151 nucleotides long. Its product is annotated as probable serine/threonine-protein kinase At1g01540. Gene Ontology annotation, molecular function: ATP binding; protein kinase activity. NCBI's taxonomy places the organism in Eukaryota, Viridiplantae, Streptophyta, Magnoliopsida, Fabales, Fabaceae. The transcript has 7 exons. Bases 272 to 1756 code for a protein of 494 amino acids. Gene Ontology annotation, biological process: protein phosphorylation. The record is from RefSeq and is a predicted model, not a curated record.